AUGUCAAGUGAGACCAAGACUGUCGAGAAGGACAGAGAUCCCUACCCGCAAGGCACAAACCACGAAAGUCGUGGCAAGCAUGAUACGACCACUACCCACGCAGACGAGGAGAAGGAGAAGCAGAAGCAAGGCGGCGAGUGGCGCGACCAGCCACCUUACCGCACCUCCGGCGAGAACGAGCACUUUGAUAAGAAGCACGAGGCCCAAUGCAACUGCGGCAGAAUCAAGUACUGGCUAAGCCGCGACAAGCCCAUUGCCAGCAAGUACUGUCACUGCAAGGACUGCCAGAGCCUGCAUGGCGCCCCGUUGCAAUGGGCUGCCGUCUUUAAAAAGGAGGACUUACACUUCGAGAGCGGAGCCAAAGGUCUGGCAUUCUACCAUUCGGAGAAGAAGCACACCUACCAUGAUCUCCCAUGCAAAGUCAGUUGCGCCUACUGCCACGCACCUAUCAUGGAUGAGGGUCGUAACAUGGUCCUCAUGUUCCCAGCUAUCAUCAAGUUCAAGGACGAGGCAGCUAAGAAAGAUUUCGAGCCAAGCAUGCACAUCUUCUACUCGAGACGUUGCCUUGAUAUCAAGGAUGGAAAACCGAAGUGGUCUGAACUCGAUGAUCAGAGCGACUUGAUAGAUGAAGUCGCUUGA
Truncatella angustata is the source of this 639-nucleotide messenger RNA. RefSeq names its product glutathione-dependent formaldehyde-activating, GFA. Gene Ontology annotation, molecular function: carbon-sulfur lyase activity. The transcript is spliced from 3 exons. The coding region runs from base 1 to 639 and encodes 212 amino acids. The record is from RefSeq and is a predicted model, not a curated record. Lineage: Eukaryota; Fungi; Ascomycota; Sordariomycetes; Amphisphaeriales; Sporocadaceae.